Messenger RNA from Centropristis striata (black sea bass), 1640 nucleotides. Its product is annotated as E3 ubiquitin-protein ligase TRIM35-like. NCBI's taxonomy places the organism in Eukaryota, Metazoa, Chordata, Actinopteri, Perciformes, Serranidae. The record is from RefSeq and is a predicted model, not a curated record. Gene Ontology annotation, molecular function: zinc ion binding; protein binding. Bases 112 to 1506 code for a protein of 464 amino acids. The transcript has a single exon.
UGAAUUCACAAACUGAACGACAGUUUUACAGGAAAGUGAAAGUAACUUUGAGAGAACAGGGAGUGGCUGAGCUGUUUGUCUGCUGUGUUUUCAGCUUCACUCAGAGACUAAAUGGCUUCCAGAUUAGAGGAGGAUCUCUGCUGUUCUGUCUGCCACGACAUCUUUAAAGAUCCUGUUCUUCUGUCAUGCAGCCACAGCUUCUGUAGAGACUGUCUGCAGAGCUGGUGGACGGGGAAACCAACCAGAGAGUGUCCGGUCUGUAAGAGAAGAUCCUCAAAGGAUCGUCUACCUCCUAACUUGGCGUUAAAGAACCUGUGUGAGAGUUUCUUACAGGAGAGAGAUCAGAGAGCUUCAGAGGCUCUCUGCAGUCUGCACUCUGAGAAACUCAAACUCUUCUGUCUGGACCAUCAGCAGCCAGUGUGUCACAUCUGCAGAGACUCAGAGAAACACUCCAAGCACACAAUCAGACCCAUCGAUGAAGCUGCAGAACAACACAAGAAGGAACUUCAGGAAACUCUGGAGCCUUUAAAGAAGAAGUUAAAGAGUUUUAAAGAAGUUAAAGUGAAGUUUGAUCAAACAGCAGAACACAUUCAGGUCCAGGCCCGACGCACAGAGACGCAGAUUAAGGAGCAGUUUAAGAAGCUUCACCAGUUUCUAGAAGAGGAAGAGGAGGCCAGGAUGGCUGCACUGAGGGAGGAAGAGGAGCAGAAGAGUCAGAUGAUGAAGGAGAAGAUGGAGGCUCUGAGCAGAGAGAUAGCAGCUCUUUCAGACACAGUCAGAGCCACAGAGGACCAGCUGAGAGCUGAACACGUCUCAUUCCUGCAGAACUACAAGGCUGCAGUGGAAAGAGUCCAGCAGCGCCCCCUGCUGGAGGAUCCACAGCUGCCCUCAGGAGCUCUGAUAGACCAGGCCAAACACCUGGGCAACCUGGCCUUCAACAUCUGGAACAAGAUGAAGGACCUGGUCUCCUACAGUCCUGUUGUUCUGGACCCAAACACUGCUGGUAUAGAACUCAUCCUGUCUGAAGAUCUGACCAGUCUGAGAGCAGGAGAGAGACAGCAGCUUCCUGAUAAUCCAGAGAGGAUUGAUGAUUAUUCCUGCUCUGUUCUGGGCUCUGAGGGCUUUAACUCAGGGACUCACAGCUGGGAGGUCCAGGUUGGAGACAAUACAUUCUGGUAUCUGGGUGUGUUAGCAGAGUCUCAGAGGAAAGGAGGCAUAACGUCUGGAUUAUGGAGAAUACGGUUGUAUGGAGAUAAAUACUACUCAGAGUCACCAUCAGAUGGACGAACUGUUCUCGUAGUUCAGAAGAAGUCUCAGAGGAUCAGAGUGAAUCUGGACUGGAACAGAGGAAAGCUGUCGUUCUCUGAUGCUGACACUAACACACACAUACACACCUUCACACACACUUUCACUGAGACGAUGUUUCCAUAUUUUAAGAAUUAUGAUCUGAAGAAUCUGCAGGUUUUACCAGUGAAGGUCUCUGUGGCUGCAGGACAACAGGAAUAGACGAUCAGCAUCGUCUGAAGUCUUUGAGGAACAUGUGACCACGUUGUCCUCGGGACGUUUGUUUCUCUGUCAGUGUGAGGAAAUGAUGUCAUGAUGAUGUCAUGAUGAUGUCACAUCACAAAGAGCUGUCAAUC